Messenger RNA from Oncorhynchus gorbuscha (pink salmon), 941 nucleotides. RefSeq names its product phosphatidylinositol 3,4,5-trisphosphate 3-phosphatase TPTE2-like. The transcript is spliced from 7 exons. The record is from RefSeq and is a predicted model, not a curated record. Gene Ontology annotation, molecular function: voltage-gated proton channel activity. Bases 357 to 941 code for a protein of 194 amino acids. Lineage: Eukaryota; Metazoa; Chordata; Actinopteri; Salmoniformes; Salmonidae. Gene Ontology annotation, biological process: proton transmembrane transport. Gene Ontology annotation, cellular component: plasma membrane.
CGUCCUCAGAAUACGGUUAGACGUUAAAUUUCGAAGUCACUCUUGAGCGAUCCGCCUGUCAGGAAGUUGAAAACCGCUACGUUUGCAGAGAGUGGAGGAGGAAUAGGAGGAUGGAAGGAAAAAAUACCUCGGUGAACCUUUGAUCCUUCUUCUCGAACAGUCACAAGACUAGUUUCGUAUACUUCCUAAUCGGAUAUCACACAUACCGAUACAGGCGACCCGGUUCACCGACAGUGAUUCGUUUGGAUAAAGAAAAUAAACCGAACGGAAAACAAGGUGAAGGGGAGAGAGCAGCACCUCGGCACUCUUCUACGCUGCUGAAAGAGUCGUUAGGAACGAGAAAUAAGACGACCAUCAUGACAUCUGUUCAUUUCAAUCCGGGGUCGGAUUCCAAGGAAGUUAAUGGUAGUGUAGAGAAGCUGGAGGAGGCUAAGGUGGAGAUAGACGAUGGGAAGGAUGAGAGUGCUGACCCUGAUACCAUGUAUCAACUUAUUCGGAUGAAGAUUACACCUUUUGUCAUGUCCUUCGGAUUCCGUAUGUUUGGUGUGGUACUGAUCAUAGUGGAUAUAGUGCUGGUGAUAGUAGACCUGUCUCUGAUGACGCGGAGCAGAGAUGUGGGGGACGUUCUAGAGACGGUCUCUCUCAUCAUCUCUCUGUUCUUCCUCACCGAUGUACUGCUACGGGUCUAUGUAGAGGGGUUCAAGGUGUACUUCAGUUCCAGACUGAAUAUCAUAGAUGCCUGUAUCGUUGUCAUCACCCUGGUUGUCACUAUGAUCUACACCUUCUCUGACCUGACAGGGGCCAGCCUCAUACCCAGUCGUGGGUUACUGUUUGGUGUAGCCUCUCAGAGCUGUGUGGGGCGGGUCCCCGGCGUCUGUAGUCGUGGGUUACUGUUUGGUGUAGCCUCUCAGAGCUGUGUGGGCGGGUCCCUGCGUCUGUAG